AUGAAUAUGUUUGAAAUUACUUUUGUUAAAGGAAUGAAUUGGCCAAAAGCAGACCCUAUUGGAUGGUGUGAUCCAUUUUGUGUAUUUACUAAUAAUGGGAAAGAAUAUAAAACAAAACAUGACAAUAACACAAGUGAACCUAAAUGGGAAGAAACAUUUACUGUAGUUUCAGAUCACCAGCCAUUAGAAAUAUUGUGUUUUGAUUGGGACAGAAUUGGGGAUGAUGAUUUCCUAGGUAAAUUUUGUAUUAAUUUGGAUGACUUUUGUGAUGUUACAACAAAUAAAAACAUUAAGUUUGAUAUUACUUUAGAAGAAGAGUAUUUAACAAAAAAAAAGGUUGAAGAAAAACCUGCUGCUGUUGUUUUAACAAUAACGAAUCUUGAAAGAAAAAAAAAAGAAGAAGAAGAAAGGUUAAGACGUGAAGAAGAAGAAAAAAGAAAUAAUGAAUCUAUGACAGCAAAUGCCCGAAAAGAGGCAAUGGGAGAAUGUAAGGAUGAAUUACUUGAAUUUGCUGAAGAGGGAUUAAAAGAAAAAUUACGUCCUGUUCAAUUAACAUUAAUGAAAUGGACAGAAUGUAAUGACUAUCAUUUAAUUUAUUCAAGUGAUAUUGAUGAAUUAUCAUGUGAAAAAAUUUCUUCAUUACUUUCAUCGAUUUCAAAUUGUAUGAUUUUAAUACUUGAUUCUACUGGUAAUUUAUUUGGUAUAUUUACUCCAUCUAUCUCUGAGUCUUGCUCAACACAAUUUACUCUUUUCUCAUUGAAAGGUUUUGAAGGUUCUUUAUCACUUAAAUUCACACCAUUACCUUCAUCUGAUUCUCUUAUUCAAAUCUCACCUACAAAAAAUGUUAUCCUUUCAGUAAAAAAUGCUUUUACUAUUGCUCUUAAUGAUCAGUCGUUUAUUGAUGCUUCUUUUUCGAAUAACUUUACUUCUUCUCAUCCUUUUGAAAGUACUAUUCUUACAGGUAAAGUAAGUCCUGAUAAAUUUUCUAUUCGUUGUUUCUUUGCUUUACAAUGGUAUUAA
Entamoeba histolytica HM-1:IMSS is the source of this 1020-nucleotide messenger RNA. RefSeq names its product C2 domain containing protein. Gene Ontology annotation, molecular function: calcium ion binding. The transcript has a single exon. NCBI's taxonomy places the organism in Eukaryota, Evosea, Mastigamoebida, Endamoebidae. Bases 1 to 1020 code for a protein of 339 amino acids. The record is from RefSeq and is a predicted model, not a curated record.